AUGGCGUACUCACUCUCCACCUCAUUCUUCGGCGAGUCCCUCUUGUCCGGGUUCAACUGGUUCAACGGAGCCGAUCUCUCCAACGGCUAUGUCUCAUAUCAGAGCCGCCACGAUGCAGAGGCGCGAGGGCUUGUCUCAAUGGACCCAAGGACCCAGGCUGUCCGCCUGGGUGUUGACAGCACCAACUACUACGGCAUGGGAGAGGGUCGCCCCAGCAUUCGCAUUGAGAGCAAGGAGGCGUUCAACCACGGCCUCUUCAUCGCCGACUUUGCACACAUGCCCCCCUCAGAUUGUGGCCUCUGGCCAGCUUUCUGGGCUUAUGGCACCAACUGGCCCAAUGGUGGAGAGAUCGACAUCAUUGAAGGUGUAAACACAGCACACAAGAACUUGAUAUCCGCCCACACAGCCCAGGGCUGCUCCCAGGAUCCAUGGGAAGUCAGUCAGUCGACUGGCCUGCAGCGCAACUCCGACUGUUUCGUUGGUGAUCAGAACAUUGGCUGUGGAUUUGAGCCCCCUUCCUCCGAUGUUUCUUCAUACGGAGACUCAUUCAACGCCGUCAAUGGUGGUGUGUAUGCUAUGGAUUGGGACUCGGAGCGUAUUCGUGUCUGGCACUUUCCUCGCGGUCGAAUUCCUUCCGAUAUCAAGGCCAAGAAGCCCAACCCUGCCAACUGGGGCUUGCCCCAGGCCGCCUUUGGUGGCAGAAGCUGUGAUGUCGACAGGUACUUCAAGGAUAUGAGCAUUGUUCUGAACAUUAACUUUUGCGGUGACUACGGAAACGCUCUUUGGAACGACCAGUGCAGCGGCUAUGCAUCAACCUGCUCUGAAUACGUCGGCAGCAACCCUGAAGCCUUCACCAACGCCUACUGGGAAGUGAACUACAUCGAUGUGUACGAGAAGGGCUAUAUCUCCCCGACUCCAACAACCACGAAAAAGGCCCCAACACCCACUACCAAGGCUGGAGGUUAUACAUACCUUCCCUUCCCCGACCCGGGAAUCGGCACCGAGCCCACCGCCAUUCCCAACCCCUUCAGCAUCAACCGAUACGCUUACCUCGGCUGCUUCGAGUCCACCUCCAGCUUCGGAACCUUCGAGGUCGAGUCCGAGAAGGAGGACAUGACCCUGGAGACCUGCGUCGGGCUCUGCAACGCCAAGGAUGCUGCAUACGCCGGUGUCAAUGGCCGAGUCUGCUCCUGCGCCCGCGAGCUUGAUCAGGAUACCCGCGCCACUGCUCUCGAGCGACACUGCGCCAGGCCGUGCCCCGGAAACGCAGGCCAGUUCUGUGGUGGCUCCAGCUCCAAGUCCAUCCCCAGCCCCAGCCCCGAGCCCAGCCCCAGCUCCAAGCCCGGCGUCAACUCCAAGAAAGCCCCCGGUGACGGUGACAAGGCCGACUGCCUCCUUACCGUCUAUGGUGCCGUCCUCGACACUCAGCCUGCUGUGCCGCCUCCCAUGGCACCCAUGCCCAAGAGUCUGAUGAAGGGUGCCUACGUCAUCCAUACUCCGGCGACUGGCACAACGACCAAGGCUCCCGCGGUUCCUCGCCCAGCCAAGACUCCAAACUGGGCCAUGACCCCCUCCUCGUUCACUACGCCAACUCCCUCGCCGACUCCAUCUCCAUCGCCGGCUACUCCCCAACCCAAGAAGGCGCCCACCACCCUUCACCUAUCUCGAGUCUCAGAGACUGCAACUCCUGCCGCAUCAAGCAGCAGCAAAGCUAGUGACAUCCCCGUCUCUGCUGCUGCCCCGAAGGCCCCCUCCAGGAUGAGCGUUGUGAUCGGCGUCGCCGUCAUGAUCAUCGCCAUGCUCUAA
Messenger RNA from Clonostachys solani, 1806 nucleotides. The record is from the annotation of a GenBank genome assembly. Lineage: Eukaryota; Fungi; Ascomycota; Sordariomycetes; Hypocreales; Bionectriaceae.